Molecule: messenger RNA, 240 nt
Organism: Hyaloscypha bicolor E
Lineage: Eukaryota; Fungi; Ascomycota; Leotiomycetes; Helotiales; Hyaloscyphaceae
Exons: 1
Coding region: 48-212 (54 amino acids)
Source: RefSeq, a predicted model, not a curated record
GUUUCUGGGACGGCAUCUCUGAUUGAUCAACAGCUUCUUCUCCGGAAAUGGCUUCGCAGCCCGCGACAGCUGUGAGCCACAUCUUCGCCAUUGGACAGCGUUACACUACACCAGCCCAGCAAGCUGACCGUCCGACCCCAGGUUUGACGCGAGCUACCCCACCUUGCUGGGACCUCCUCCACGCUGCGGGGUCUUGGGACUGCCAGCAUUGACCGCUACGUCCCCUUCUGCAUUGAGAAA